UACGCAUGUUUUUUUCUAUUCUAAAAACAAUUCAUCUGGAUUUAAAUCUACGAGAUAAUAUUCUCUGCGUUUCCUCGCGACUUUCUGGCGAAAAAUCGAAAUGAAAUUAACAAAAAAAAACACACAAACAAAUCUUAGCAGUGACAUUCGUCUGUAUAUCUUUAAAAAGAAAAUACAUUAUUUAUUGAUGUUGUAAAUAAUAAAAAAAAUAAAAUGGAUUCAAGUAAAGAUUGAAGAAAAAAUCGUUAAAACAAACUGUUUUUCUGUCAAUUUAAUGCAUGUCCCGUUUACUACUUAAUUUUCAUUUUCACCACUUCGAAAUUAUUUACGUUAUACACUGUUAUACCCAACCACCUUAUACCCAAACACCAUGAAAUUUCCAUACAACAAUAUUUAUCAUAAAUAUAUAAUUAUAAUCUCAAUGAAGCUAUGUGCAGAGAAAGAGACUUCGGAUGUGCUUCUGCGAUCAUGGCUUGUCGCAAAACUAUCUCUGGCAACACAACUUCUACUACUGUCUAUGUCAUUGUUGUGCAUAUAAUAUAUGUGUGUAUACAUGUGCAUCGCUGUUGCUCUAAUUUAUUGUUCACGUACACUAUAUCACUGUUGUUUCUCGAUGCUUCUAGACUCUGCGCUUUUCUUCUGCUGCUGCUACGAUAUAUAAGUUAAUAUACGUGUGUAACGUAACAAAUAUAAUAAUACAUCAAGUACAGACUACAAAUUACUCGUGAGUAUGGUUGUUGCAAGAAAAAAGCACUGAAGAACUGUGCAUUUAUUGAAAUGAUACGACAAACCCACUCACAAAUUGGUACAGUUAUAAUUUUUAUUUUCAAGUAUACUUGAAAAAAUAUCGGAUGCAGAUAUAAUAAUGACUCCGAAGAAACGAGCGAGCUUACGCGUUGAAUCCUUUUUUUAACGAUAACAAACUAUUUUUGAUUUCCAUCGAUUCUUUGGAAAAUAUUUUCGUACAUUAGCAUAAUCCAAAGGAAGCAAUUACAUUUUUUAUGAAACUCGCCACGAUGGUGUAUAAAGUGAGAUAUUACACGACCACCGACAUGAGAAUCAAUCGAAGUAUGCCUCGUAAUGAAAAUAAAUAUCCAUGAAUUUAAUCAUCGUUAAAAUGAUAGUUUUUACUACUUGUAAAAGUUGCAAUGGCUUACAGAAACAUAUUUUCUGAUUUGAAGUUUAAAAACGUUUUUAUGGAAAUGAAAAAGUUGCGACGAACGCUGAGACUCGUCACCCCAACAAUCCUGUUAUUGCUGAUUUCCAUCGGCUUUCGCUUUUAUUCACGAUUAUCUAAACAAGACAACCACAUCGAAACAACGACGCUACAAAUUGAAGUUAUAAGAUUAAAUUAACUAGUUGAUAAAAAUAUUUUAUUCAUAAAGCGUAGUUGAAAACUACUUUUAACCUUUUAUCCUACCGCUGUUAAGUAAAUAUAUUGAUUGAUUUUAAUUUCUUUCUUGAAAAAAAAAGCGUAAAAUGGAGGAAUGUGAAUAUCUUAGAAUGUCAAAAGAUGAUGUGCUUUGAGGUUUAUCGGCAACGAGAUUCAUUUUUUAAUUAAAAUUAAUCACGAUAGUUGUUUGCAAAAAAAACAUAAAACAAAAAGCAAUAUCAUUGAUGCCUAUACAUAUAGGGACAGUCCUAAAUUUUUUUACCCCAAUGAAGUAAAAAAAUAAAUAAAACUUGGAAGGCAGCGUUCAACGUUACAAAAUUCGACAGAUUAGCACAUGAUGAAAGAUCCAUACCCAAAUACAAUUAGAUCUGGAUUUGGAAUGAUCUUUGACACCAAUUAUAAAAAGCAAGAAAGUUUAAUCCCAAAAUAAAAAAGUAAAUCACCUUAUUUCCUUCGAUUACUUUAAAAAUAACACAGGUGCGUACUACAUGCAACAUUCACAUACUGUUCACGACUAAAUUUUACGAAAUCGUUGAACGACAUAUAGAUUUUUAAAAAGUCGAUGAUUGUUAGAUAUGUAUAGAAAAAAUGUAAAUUUAAAUUCUUCAAAGAAAACUAAAAAAAAACUGACGAUAUACAGCCCACUCGACGACGCGCUCGGAUUGUCAAUAAAAAAAAAUAUAGAACUUUCAAUGUGUCGAAACGUGCUUGAUCGACUAACAGUUUGUUGCUUCAGAAAACAGGUAAUCAAAUAUUUAGCAUUUUUCAACGUGGCAUUUUCGAGACCCAAAUUGUGAUUUAGUAAUAGUUAACGUAAAUAUACUAUGAAUAUGUCUUUUAAAAAUUAUAUUAAUUACUCUGAUCGUUAAAAAGGCAGAUCGAAUGAAAAACGAAGCAGCAAAUGUCUUGGCGUUGUUUACCUCGUAGUUAAAACUUUUUAAUGCUAAACGUAUUGUAAGCACUAUUGUAAUAUUAAUUGACAUCAAUAAGAGUGCAUUUAAAGGUUUAGUUUAUGCAAUAUACGCAAAAUACAUACGUUUAUGAUAUUUAGUUAAUAUCUCUGUAAAAAAUAAAAUAAAAAAAUCAAUGAUGUUAUUAAAUAUUUCACAAUUAAUUAUAAAUGUUCCCAAUCCUGUUUUUGUAGUUCGCUCAACUACGUUCGGUAUUGGAAAAAAAACCAUAACAACAACAAAUGAUUGUAAUACCAUUGAGCUCGCGACUUAUAUCUGUGCAGUGCCGAACGAAGCUCUGCUGAGCUUGCGAAAAGUUUAGUGCUUAUAUAAUGAGCGGAAAGGCAGAAAGGGUAGCAGUUCGCAAUUGUGCGACAGCGUUGCUGCUGGCCCUAUUCACAGCUACGGCAACAACGACGGCGGGAGCAGCCGCAACAGCCGUUACAGAGGAGCUGACACUGAACGUGAACGUCAAGAAACCGCUCGCGGUUGUUAGCGACAAGUUCUUGAGCAUAACUUUGGAUCCUCUAGUACUGCUCAAUGCCGAUACUCUUGGCGACGUCGAAAAGAGCACGAAUUUGGCGCAAGCUCUGGCACCGGCCUACGUGCGAAUCGCAGGACCACGCAGCAACUUGCACGUUUUCCAGGGCAACGCGGGGUACCAACAGGACAAGCUUCCGAGCUCGAGUUUCAAAUUCACAGACAAACAGUGGACCAGCGUAAACGAGUGGGCGAAAAAAUCCGGCCUCGAACUGAUAGCCAGCGUGGCACCUUUGCAGCCCGAUGCAACCAAGGCCACGGCCUGGGAUUCGCGCAACGCCCUCGAGCUCAUAGCUUACAGCGAUCGCAUGAACUACAAUACCAGCUGGCAAGUUGGCUACGAAUGCGAGGAACGCUGCGAUAUGAGCGGCGGCGAGCUCGGUCGUUACGUGCAACGUCUUCGCAGCAUGCUCGACGCCUUCCCGAGAUACGCGGCCGGGUCCGUUGUCGCGGGCCCCGACAUAGUCGCCUACAAGACGCGUCAGCAGCAACAGUUCCUGCAGGACUUUUUCUCCGUGGCGGCCAACGCUCUCAACGUCGUCACUUGGCAUCCGGAAUUCGCGGGAGUCAGCAUAGAUUCCGACGGCGUGUCGAUGCACCACGACAAUCUAGCCGCCGACAAGGACAGCUUGUAUCGAUUUUUGGGGCGGCACCUGCUUAAAAAGCCCCUCUGGAUUGCCGAAUCUCGCCCGGAAGACUGUAAGAAACAGUUCCUCGGUGCACUCGUGUGGACGAGACGUUUGGGUAAUGCAGCCAAGUCGGGAGUACAAGUCAUCAUGAGACAACCCGAAGAUUCGGAUUUAUUUAAAACAUCCCCAGAUUAUUGGGUAUCGGUACUACAUAAAAAAUUAGUUGGACCAGAAGUACUCGAUGCAAAAAUUACUUCUGGUAAUAAGACUCACGUGCAUUUUUAUUGUCAGUGCACAAAAGCCUCCGAUAGAUACGAGAGAGGCUCUCUCACGAUAUUUGGCAUUAAUUUGACACCCACUAAAGUCACAGUCAAUCUCAAAGGAUUCAAGCCGAAACUCGUUCAUAAAUAUAUUUUAUUGCCUGGCUACGAGGCCGAAAAUAGGAUGUUUGUCGAAUCUGUGCUUUUAAACAACGAGCCAUUGAAUCUCGUCGAAGGAAAAAGAUUACCCAAUUUUCAACCCGCUAUAUCGAGCUCAGAAAAAGGCGUAAAAAUACGUCUAGCUUCGGGAGCUAUAGGAUUUUGGGUACUACCCGACAUUAAAAUUAAAGCUUGCAUGGGUACCGAAGAUGAAUCAUCUCACAAAAACGAGAUGAAAAGAACUCCCGAUCGCCUAAUAAGUCCAGAGGUCAAAGAGGAAAAUGAAUUGGAUGACGACGAGGGAAUUUUAAAUUCGACAAGCAUAAUUUCUCUCGAAGAAGCUAAACAAUUGCCGAGAUUUCAGCAGAGGCGAUCAGCCAUACGGCGUAAUAUGAAACAAAGAGAACUGGAAAAAGAAAAAGUAGAUAAGGUUUUGCGGCGAAGAGAUUAUCAAAUUCCAAAUUUAAAGAGUGGUAUCAAGCGAGCAACUGAUGAUGGCAGCGACGAAGUAGAUGAAAGUUUGGAAAAAGACGUAGAAGGCAUGGACUCCGGAGAAGUUAUUCGAGCCAAGCUUCACAAGUACAAAAAACGUUUGAUGGAGCACGAGGAGAGAAAAAGGCAGCGCGAGCUAGAGAAUUUAUCGAAAAAACGCAGCAGCGAGAAGCAAGAAAAAGCCCAGGGCAUGGACACGGAGAAAGUGAUCGAAGCUUUGACAUUGAUAUCCAAAGUAGAGAAUGCAAUGAAGAGUCUUGAGAAGGAAGCGGGCAGAAGUUACGAGCUCGCCACCCCCGUUGCUGCUGCCGCUCCAACUAGUUCGAAACUAAACUCCAAAGGUCAAGAUUUGCUGCUAGAGGAAGUACUCAAUACCGAGAAAGCCAAGAGAACCAGCGUACCAGCGCAAAUCGAGGAACAGCUCAAAGCCCUUUACCGAUUACUCUCCGACGAAAAUGAAGAUUCACAGCGUAAAAGACGAAACCUCGAUGAAGCUUACAAUCCGUCGAACGAUCAAUACGUGUAUCAAUACGCCAAUCCGUAUCCUGGGCCUGUCUCGAAGUACGAGCAAGCAAAGGAGAGAUUUUUGGAACGGCGCGAGGAAAGACGACAGCGCUUUCGCGAGAGGCAAGAGAUGAGGCGAGCGUCAAAGGAGCCCAAUUCCAAGAAAGAAUCGUCGAUCGAUGGCGUCACUUACGUUUAUCCGUCGCAAGUGCAGCAGCAGCAACAGCAGCCGAGCUUGGCUUACGCGUCGCAGUCUAUGCCGGCUUACAGCCCGGCUUAUAAUUAUCCGGCAGUCGAUCCCAAUCAUCCGCAGUACGCUCAAUCGCAGCAAACGAGGACGUUUUGGAAGAGAGAAAAUGCAAAUGCCGCUGCGAUCGCGCCGCAAGAAAUUAGCGAUAAUUCGAGAGGACUAAAGUCAGAUAAUCCAGUUGUUGAUGCAAACAAGAAUGGGACGAAAGAAAAAGCAUUGGUUAAACUUAUCAAGUAUUACGAGAAGCCUCCACAAGAAAGGCAAUAUGAUUUGACUGAAUUGAAAUCUCAGCCGCAAGCACAAUAUCAACCCCAAAUCGUGUACCCUCAAACAGCGCCACUUGAUCAGUCAGGCAAAACACAAGAAUAUAAGCCAACCAGCGUUGCCCCAAACAUCCAAACCGAGCAGCCCGCUACAACCACGAGUGAUCGAUCGAAACGACACAUCGCUGCUAUUGAAGAACUAUUAAAUAAAGAAAUGCUAUCGGAAGAUACAAACAACAGCCAAGAUUGUCAAUGUCGGGUGAUUCGGGGAAGCGAAAAUUGCAAAGAGUGCAAUAAUGACCCAAGAUUUAGUUUUCGACAUCCUUUGCCUCAGUUCGAUAGUAUGGAAUCACAUUAUUAUCGAAAUCCAUUUCAAAGGGGUCGCUUUAAAAGACAGAUUAUGAACCCCUACGCGAUCCCGUAUUAUACCGAUGGAUUUGGCGCAGAUAUGAUCGAACCGGAAGCUGUGUACAGUAUUCAAGAUCCCGUAGAAAACAGUGAAAUUUCGCAAAAUGUGCCUGCGGUCGAGAGCGACGAUUGCGAUUCAAACGAGGCAUCCGAAGUCAUGGAUUACGCCGUUUCUCCGCAAAACCCAUUUUCUCCGACGCCGACGCACGAAACUCAAGCCGACAUUGCUCCGCCCAAAGCAAUAGAAUCAGAGCAGAAGUUUUUUCUUGAAUCCGCCCAAGAGUCAAUCGACGCAGACAAAGAAAAAGAGGUUUCUAAUACCGAUAUUGCCACCCCGAAGCCUAGCGAUGGCUUUGAACGCCCAAACGCGACUUUUGACGAACACAGUAAAAUUACUGAACCCGAUAAUGUUAAGGUGGAUCAAAUUCAAACAACAGAAGCUCAAUUUGUUGCUCCAGACGCGAUUGAACAGAGCUCUGUUAAAAUCGAAAGUUCUACAGCCGAAAAUUCGCCUCAAGCGCUCGACAAGUCAGACGUCUACGCAACUACCAUUGCAGUGGAGGAAACUCAGAAAGAUGACGUUGAUACUAAAAAUAAAACUGCAAAUGUUACAGAAAACCCUACAACAGAAAAAAAACUUACGAAAAAAGAAAGUAAAUUGACCACCGCUCUUGGCCUGAAAACUCCUGUACAAAAAUUGAUGAAUGCUGAGCUAAAAGCAACAUCGUUGAAGCAAAAGCCUGGCGACACUUUGUCAAAAAACAGCUCGUCGAAACCAGCCGAUUUCGUAAAGACAGCUUCGGGAAAGGUGAGUGUACGAUCCGAAGCAUUAGCUGCACUAGCCAAAGAAAAUGAAAACAAGAGGCAAAAAAAAAUGAUCGAGAGAUCCAUGAGGGCGAUAGAUAUUGAAAGAGCAAAACUUGAAGAAUUUCAAAAGAAACGUCACGAUCAAUUGGAACGAUUAAAAAUCAAAUUGAGAGCAAAGCGUGACAAAAUGUUGCAGCAAUACAAAGAAAAGCUCAUUGAAGCUAUAAUAGAAAAUUCUGAUUUCGAGGAUCACAAACUUCAACGACGAGCCACCGAUGAAUAUGAUUCAGACAGAAAGGCAAUCGAACGACUCAAAGAUAUGUCAUUCAUGAAGUACAAACCUACGCAAUAUUCAGAUCUCGAAGAUGAUUCCGAUGAGAUAGACUUUUAUAUUAGCUCCUUAGAUAAAGUCAAGCCUCGAAAAAAACAUUUUCCAGAAACCCUGCAGGAAACCUAUGCCGAUGAAUUCGAGCAAAAGGAACAAUUAAUUGUCGAUGGGGAUAGUGAACUAUCACUUGAAAUCCCCUAUGAAGAACAAGAUUUUAACUCACGAUAUUUGACACAAGCUGAUCAAAAUCAAGAACUGCAAAAUGAUGAUACCAAUCAUGAUGAAAUUCGAAAAUCUAAGUUAAUUAAAAGAUCUCAUCAUGACAUGCCAGAAUAUGCUGGAUCCGAGUCAUUUGAUUCGCCAAAAACACAAUUUUAUAGAUACGAUGAAGAUACAGCUCGAUAUAAACGAGAAGCAUCCCAAGAUGUGAAAACUGACAGUCCAUUAGCAUUUGACUUGGGCUUUGGCAAUUCUAAAAUUACUCGAAGAAAAGUCGAUAAUACUUUAACUCAUAAGAUUCAUAGCAGAAAAAAACGGAGUACAGAUCAACAAUUUAAUUCUGAAGUUACAAAUAUUCAUAAUAAGUCAUAUCCAAAUAAAAAUAUUAAAAAAGUAUAUAAAAACCAUAUUAAUUCUGGUAAAAAUGAAAAAUUAGCCAAACUCAAGUCAAAACAAUUAUUCAAUAUCUAUUCAAAGAGACUAAAGAGAUCGGUUGAAACAAUCGAAAAUGAAAAUCACUCGAAUUCUGUAGGAAAUUCGAUAGGUCGUUCUAAUGAUUUGGAAUUAAAUGCCAUUUGGCAGAAUAUUAUGGAAUUGCAGAGAGAUGAAGAUUUAAUUCGUGAAUAUGACAAUCAAACAAAUGAUGCCGAGAAAAAACAACUCAAAAAUUUGUCUGAUAUUGAAGAAUCGACUACAGUAAAACCUUCUAAUCCAACUUCGCAAGCCAAUAUAGAAUCUCUUUUAGUAGAUUCAAUACCUAAAAUACAAACUGUUAUAAAUAGCGAAUUGAAAAAAGCAAAAAAUAUUACUGGUUCUUUUGAAAGUUUCAUUGAAAAUUUUGAUGAAGCCAUAGAAAACUCUGAGCAGACCACUUCUGAUUUAAAUAAACAAGACUUUGAAAACAGUUACAUAAAUCAAAAGGUCUUUCAAUUUAUGACUGUCGGAAUAAAAAAGUUUUUUGACUUUCUUCAAAACUUUACACAAGUUGUAACACAAAAAUAAAAUAAUACUUUUUAUCCUAUAUAUUAGAAAAUUUUAGGUUAAAAUUUUAUACCUCA
Molecule: messenger RNA, 8260 nt
Organism: Trichogramma pretiosum
Lineage: Eukaryota; Metazoa; Arthropoda; Insecta; Hymenoptera; Trichogrammatidae
Exons: 15
Coding region: 2676-8204 (1842 amino acids)
Cellular component (GO): extracellular matrix
Source: RefSeq, a predicted model, not a curated record